GCCUUGUUACUGGAUACAAGAUCCCCAUAGCAACCGCCAACAAACCGGAAACAGGGAAGUGAAAUCUCGCGAGACCCUGUUGCUUAGAGACUGUAUUACUGUGUAUCCGAUGGAAAGAAACACCAACCAAAAUGCCACCCAAAAAGAAAGCAUCACCGAAGAAAAAGUCAGCCAAGGGGAAGAAAAGCCCUGGCUUGGUAGAUGGACUGGCCACAGAAGAAAUGAGCAAAGAACAGCUGGAGGAACACAUAGUACGUCUGCGGGAGGAGCUAGACCGAGAACGAGAGGAGAGAAACUACUUCCAGUUGGAACGAGACAAGAUCCACACUUUCUGGGAGAUAACCCGUCGCCAGCUGGAAGAAAAGAAAUCUGAACUCCGUAAUAAGGACCGGGAAAUGGAGGAGGCAGAGGAGAGACAUCAGGUGGAAAUCAAGGUAUACAAGCAAAAAGUAAAACAUCUGCUAUACGAGCACCAGAACAACAUUUCAGAGCUGAAAGCAGAGGGCAGCGUCACUAUGAAGCUGGCUCAAAAGGACCAUCACACACAUGAGAGCCUGUUACGCAAAGAUAUGCGGGGUUUGCGCGUGGAGAUCAAAGAGCAGGAGCUGGCCAAUGAGAUGGUUGUGAAGAACCUCAAGAUGAAACAAGAUGAAGAGAUCACGCGCUUGAGGAGUGAUUUUGAGAGACAAGUAAAAGAAAUUGAAACUAAAUACGAUAGGAAAAUGCAUGUACUGCGAGAUGAGCUAGAGCUCCGUAGAAAGACAGAAAUUCAUGAGGUUGAGGAGCGGAAGAAUGGACAGAUCAAUACUCUGAUGAAGAACCAUGAGAAGGCCUUCAGUGACAUCAAGAACUAUUACAAUGACAUCACUCUCAAUAACUUGGCUCUAAUCAACUCGCUCAAGGAGCAGAUGGAAGAAAUGCGGAAAAAGGAAGACAGGUUAGAGAAAGAGAUGGCAGACCUCCAGCUACAAAACCGUCGUCUCACAGAGCCCCUGCAGAAGGCUCGUGAGGAGGUGGCUGAACUCCAGAGACAACUAGCCAAUUAUGAAAAGGACAAGACGUCUCUGGCAAGUACAAAAUCCCGCCUGAAAUCAACUGAGAAAGAACUAAAUGACCUGCAAUGGGAGCAUGAAGUAUUAGUGCAGAGGUUCCAAAAGAUCCAGAAUGAGCGAGAUGAGCUGUACAAAAAAUUUACAGCAGCAAUUCAGGAAGUUCAGCAGAAGAACGGUUUUAAGAACCUGCUAUUAGAAAGGAAGUUACAAGCGCUUGGAGAAACCCUAGAGAAAAAGGAAGCACAACUCAAUGAGGUUCUGGCAGCAUCAAACCUGGACCCAAUCUCUUUGAGUACUGUUACUCGUAAGCUGGAGGACGUAUUAGACAGCAAGAAUAAUGCCAUUAAGGACUUGCAAUAUGAACUGGCAAGAGUGUGUAAGGCACACAAUGACCUGCUCCGAACAUAUGAAGCCAAGAUGAGGGCAUUUGGAAUCCCUGUGGAAGAGCUAGGAUUUAAACCUCUAGAGAGCCUGGUACCUGGGCAGACAUUUGGGCAAGGGCCAGCGGGCCUGGUAGCAGCCAGCACUUAAAUCUAUAAAGACCUAUUCUUACCAUCAGGAAGAACAACAAAUCAUCUGAUCUGCACUUUCCUUAAUGAUAAACAUUUGCACAUGGAGGUUGCAAAGUUUAUUUCUUUAAACAAAACUUGAACUUUAUAACAUUUUAAAGACUUAAUAUUCUAUAAACUCUAUAUUCUAUAAAAAAAAAAAAAUUAAAAAUAAA
Molecule: messenger RNA, 1776 nt
Organism: Hyla sarda
Lineage: Eukaryota; Metazoa; Chordata; Amphibia; Anura; Hylidae
Gene: GAS8
Product: growth arrest specific 8
Exons: 11
Coding region: 132-1583 (483 amino acids)
Biological process (GO): flagellated sperm motility
Cellular component (GO): Golgi apparatus; motile cilium; microtubule
Molecular function (GO): small GTPase binding; microtubule binding
Source: RefSeq, a predicted model, not a curated record